CCUCCCUUCAGUCUUCAGUAUUCCAUUUUCUGAAGGGGUAUGAGUGAAGCUAAAUUGAAAAUUUCAAUUUCAUUUCUUCACAUUAACAUAAAAGUAGUGCAAUAAUAUUCUAAAAUACAUCUUAAAAGUUGUAGCCCUCGAAAAGUGUUUAAUGCGGAGAGGACAUCACAUUUUAAGAUAUAUUUAUAAAAACACGAAGAUCUGAACUGUGCUUAGUUAUACACACAUACAGACCACAACAAAAAUAUUUGGGGAAUUACGGACAGAUUCCAACUAAGUUACAAUGGUUACAAUGAGACGAGCGCGUAAUCAGACCAACGCCCGGCUAUCCGAGGCUGUUUUGCGUCCAAAUUCCGUAUCCGAAAAUGGAAGAGCUCGCCAGAACUUAAACCCAGAAGUGUUGGCUACAAUGAGCAAAGAACAACUACGGGCUGAGUGCAGGAAACGCGGACAACGGGCUACGGGCAACAAAAACGAGCUGCUAGCCCGUCUCGGGUAUUACAAGCUGGCGGCGGCGCAGGCCGACACGGAGCAGCGCGCGCGCAACGGACUCCACAACCCCCAUCCUAAAGAGAUUAGAAUAAGAAGCAAGGAGAACAUGGAUUCAGACAGCAAUCUGGUGUUAUGGCGGCGACCCAUCACCACACUAGAAUACUUCUUCAAAGAGCUAUUCGCGCUCACCUCCGCCGGGCUCCAAAGAUUAUUAGCGUACAAACUCCUGGCUUUAUUAAUAGUAUUGAUUAUUACCGGUACGACGGUGUCCUACCACAUAAGCGGGCCUCAUCAGCCAUAUGUACAUCUAGUAAUAUCAACACUAGCGUGGUGGGGCUGGUGGGUGAUCCUUGGCGUCUGCAGUUCCGUAGGCCUCGGGACCGGCCUCCACACAUUCCUCCUAUACCUGGGGCCUCACAUCGCGCGGGUCACUCUCGCCGCGUACGAGUGCGGCAGCCUCAACUUUCCUGAGCCGCCCUACCCUAACGAUAUAAUCUGCCCAGCAGAAAUCGAUCCCAACAACGCCGUGUCCAUAUGGAAUAUCAUGGCCAAAGUGCGCGUCGAGUCCAUGAUGUGGGGCAUCGGUACCGCGCUGGGAGAACUGCCUCCGUACUUCAUGGCGAGGGCAGCGCGUCUGUCUGGCGGCAGUGUGGCGGAGCUGAAUAUAGAUGAUGAAUCUACUUUGAGCAGAGCAAAGAAAACAGUACAAAAGCUAGUCGAGCAGAUCGGCUUCAUCGGCAUCUUAGCCUGCGCGUCGAUACCCAACCCGCUCUUCGAUCUCGCCGGGCUAACCUGUGGGCACUUCCUCGUACCGUUCUGGACGUUCUUCGGAGCCACGGUGCUGGGCAAGGCGGUUAUCAAGAUGCACAUACAGAAGAUGUUCGUUAUUGUGUCCUUCAAUGAGACGCUUGUUGGGCAAGUCCUAACCUGGGUGGAGCGGAUACCCUACGUCGGGCCCAAGCUCGAAGCGCCACUCCUCGAAUUCCUGCGCAACCAGAAGGCCAGACUACACAAAAACGACUCCGCACUGCCCGAGAACUCGGGCUCAGUACUCUCCAGUUUACUAGAGAAGUUCGUGCUCGCGAUGGUGCUGUACUUCGUGGUGUCGAUAGUGAAUGCUCUGGCGCAGAAUUAUAACAAGAGGAACGGGAAGAAGAAAGGGAAGAAGAGGGAAUAGGGACGCGCGCCGCCCGAGGCGACACCACACACCGCGCGCCGUCGAACGUCGGAAAAACGUCGGCGGCGGUAGUACCCAAUAAACCGCGAUGAAAGUUAAAUAGUUAUUUUAUUAAGACCGAGCACGCAAUACUACAACACACAUGCCGUCCUUAUCUCACAUGUAUUGUCAACAUAUGUACGAUAGAGAGAGCAUGUUUCUUGUAGUUUUGUACUAGCUUUAAGUCCACCUGUCCUGUAAAAUAGAGGCAAUGUCUUAUGAAUACAUAGUCAAAAACCAUAAGUUUCAUUAGUAUAAGAUAUAAGAUACUUUUAAUGUGAGAUGUUGG
Molecule: messenger RNA, 1997 nt
Organism: Cydia amplana
Lineage: Eukaryota; Metazoa; Arthropoda; Insecta; Lepidoptera; Tortricidae
Gene: Tango5
Product: vacuole membrane protein 1
Exons: 10
Coding region: 284-1669 (461 amino acids)
Biological process (GO): Golgi organization; autophagy
Cellular component (GO): membrane; endomembrane system; endoplasmic reticulum
Source: RefSeq, a predicted model, not a curated record